This is a messenger RNA of Colletotrichum truncatum, 1164 nucleotides long. RefSeq names its product electron transfer flavoprotein alpha-subunit. Gene Ontology annotation, cellular component: 90S preribosome; cytosolic large ribosomal subunit. NCBI's taxonomy places the organism in Eukaryota, Fungi, Ascomycota, Sordariomycetes, Glomerellales, Glomerellaceae. The record is from RefSeq and is a predicted model, not a curated record. Gene Ontology annotation, biological process: maturation of LSU-rRNA. Gene Ontology annotation, molecular function: RNA binding.
AUGGCCCCCUCAAAGACUGUCGCCGUCGCGUCGAAAGAUGUUGUGCCUGCAAUUGAUCCUGAACAGACCCUGAAGGCGUCCAAGGCCCUUCUGGCUCACAUCAAGAAGGCCGCCAAGGAGAAGACUGAAGAGUCCGGCAAGAAGAACCUGCUCGCCGACCCCGAAGAUGAGGCCAACAUUGCCCAGUCGCCCGUCUGGCUGACCCUCACGACGAAGCGCCACAUCGCCGACACCACCCGCCUCAAGCCUGGCAAGAUCGCUCUGCCGCACCCUCUCAACACCGAUGAGGAGUCGACCAUUUGCCUCAUCACCGCCGACCCCCAGCGUGCUUACAAGAACAUUGUCGCAUCCGACGAGUUCCCUGAGGCCCUGCGCAAGCGCAUCACCCGCGUUGUCGAUGUCGGCAAGCUCAAGUCCAAGUGGAAGCAGUACGAGGCCCAGCGCAAGCUCUAUGCCGAGCACGAAAUUUUCCUCGCCGACGACCGUAUCGUCAACCGCCUGCCCAAGGUUCUCGGCAAGACCUUCUACAAGUCCACCGCCAAGCGCCCUAUCCCCGUCGUUCUGUCUCCUAAGCCUGGCCGCGUCGACGGCAAGCGCCAGAAGCAGCAGGAGAAGACCCCCGGCACCGUUAGGGCCGGCACUGCGCAGGACAUUGCCGCCGAGAUCGAGAAGGCCAUCGGCUCUGCUCUUGUCAGCCUGACACCCUCGACCAACACCGCCAUCCGGAUAGGCUACGCCGGCUUCAAGGCCGACCAGAUCGCCGAGAACGUCGAGGCCGUCGUCAAGGCCCUGGUCGAGAAGUGGGUGCCCCAGAAGUGGCAGAACGUCAAGAGCAUCUACAUCAAGGGCCAGGAGACUGCCGCUCUGCCCAUUUGGCUGACUGACGAGCUCUGGCUCGAGGACAAGGACAUUGUCGCCGACAACAGCGAGGAGGCAAAGGCCAUCAAGGAGAAGGCCAACGUCGGCAAGAAGCGCAAGUCCGUCGAGGCCGCCGCCGAGGAAGAGGAGCAGGAGAGCAAGCCCACGGCCAAGAAGGCCAAGAAGACUGCGCCAAAGGCCCUGCCCGAGAGCAACGACGACAAGCUCGACAAGAAGAUCGCGACGGAGCGCAAGGAGAAGUUGAAGAAGCAGAAGGCCAAGGCCAAGGCCGCCCUGGAUAACUAG